CGGGAGUCGACUUGAACGGACGUUACAUAGAACAUAAGAAAAUAAGGAGUCUCUAACACUCCUCGCUCUCCGUCACUGUGAUUCCUCUUUGGCCACCAAUUUGAUAAAGUAAAGCGUGAAGUCCUCUACUGUCAAGACAAUGGCGCCGGCAUCCACCUCGUCCAUCACACCUGACGAUGAUGGAGCAAAACUGAAGGUGCGAGCGAGGGACAUUUUUAGCACCUCACAUGGCACGCAAGAUGGUAUGGAAAUUCGAAAAAUGAUGAUGGAGGUGGAGCACAAGAGUGUUGAGGACAAGGUGCAGAAGAUGUCUCUCGGCCAAAAGACCAACAGGCCGACCAAAGUGAUACUGAUGGUGGGUGCUACAGGUACCGGUAAGACAACUCUCAUCAAUGCCAUGGUCAACUUCAUAUACCGUGUUGAGUUCACUGACAAGUUCAGACUUGUGUUGAUUGACGACAAAAAUGCCCCAAAGCGUUCUCAGGCGGAGAGUCAAACAGAUAUGAUCACAGCUUAUGCAUUCUACCAGUUACCUGGUAUGCCCUUUGAGUACAACUAUGUGCUGAUUGAUACUCCAGGCUUUGGGGACACAAGAGGAAUUCAGCGUGACCGUGAAAUGAUGAGUCAACUAGAAUCAUUUCUGAAACAAGAUUAUGGCAUUGAUCAAGUAGAUGGAGUUGGCUUUGUUACCCCUGCCUCUGCUGCUCGCUUAACACAGACACAGAGAUACGUCUAUGAUGGCCUGUCAUCUAUGUUUGGUAAGGAUAUUAAAGACAACAUUUAUGUUAUGGCUACGUUUGCUGAUGCCAAGACUCCUCCAGUUCUUGACGCUCUCAAGGAAGCUGGUGUUCACUACUCUGGGUUCUAUAAGUUCAACAACAGCGCACUGUAUGCCUGUAACGCAACUGCUGAUAAUGAUACUGAUGACUCAGACUCGGAUGAUGAAGAUUCGGCUUAUAUCUGCAAGUUGUUCUGGGAGAUGGGGUACCGGAGCCUGCAGAACUUCUUUUUGAAGUUGGGGAAAACCUCUCCAGCAAGUCUAACACUUACCAAACAGGUGCUUGAGGAGCGAAGUCGUCUACAGUUAGUGGUAAUUGGUUUGCAGAAUCAGAUUCACUUGGGUCUGGGAAAGCUUUCAAACUUGAACCAGGAGAGAGAUAUGUUGGCUCGUCUUGACGAUGACAUGAAAGGGAGUGCAAAUUAUGAGGAGGAAGUUGACGUUCCUAAGAUUACUAAGAUUGACUUGAAUCCAAAAGAAUAUGUAACCAAUUGUAUCAAAUGUAACAUGACGUGUCAUUAUCCGUGUUAUAUUCCUGAUGAUGACAACAAGGCUAAUUGUUGGGCCAUAACAGAUGGUAAUUGUAGAAUCUGUCCUGAUAAGUGCUUCUGGGACCUCCAUAAGAACAUGAGCUUCAGGUACGAGCACACCUCGGUAAAGGAAACGCGCACUGUGCAGGAACUGCUGGACCGUUAUCAGAAAGCUGAAGCGGACAAACUUACUAAGGAAGGUGCAAUUCAAGCCAUAGAGCAAGAUAUCAAUGACCACGCUCAAAUGCUUAUUGACUUGAUACAGGAGGCUCAGAGACACGUGGAAAGACUCGAAGAAAUUGCCCUGAAGCCCAACCCACUGUCAACCAAAGAAUACAUUGACCUAAUGAUCGAGUCUGAAAAGAUGCAGAAACGCCACAACUUUAUGAAAAGGAUUGAAAUGUUGGAGAAAUUGAAGGAAGAGGUGGUGGUAAUCCAAGGAGUGCGUGGCGACUGUAACAAAGCAUCUGGUGAAUCGUUGCUGAAAUAUUUCCACGACCUUCUAGUGGAGUGAUGAAAUAAAAUGUAUUCAUCUCUUAUGACGUUUUGUAUAAUGUUAGUUAAUGUCUACAGUGUAGUUUAGGUACACCUCUCAUUCAUCUUCAUGUUGGAAGUUAUUGAACUGUUGAAGUAAUAUAAUCAGAAAAAAUGUUAUUGAUUAUAAUCAAAAUUAUUUUUAUUUUAAAGAAAAUAAUCUAAAAAAAUAUAUACAGUAAUUAUAUUAUUUAGUGUACUAUCACUAUUUAUCAUCCAAAAAUCUAUAACAAUACAGAUAGACAGUCACAGCACAAUUACUUUUUUGUCAUUCUUUAUAUAAUAUUCAUGUGUGACAGAUGAAGUUAUUUUUGUACUCAGUCAGCAUUAUUACCUCACUAAAUUAGGUGUAUUUAAGUGGCUACUGUGGCUUUACUAAUGUUUCUUCUUAAUAUAACUUAGUUGGUAACUUCCCAGAGCCAUAUCAGUUGGUUAAAGUUACUGGGUGAAUUUACUCAUUUGGUCAUGGUCUGUGUUUGUGUACCUACCUGCUCAGUCUGCAUUAUUAUUAUAUACCUUACUGAAUUAUGUGUAUUUAUUGGUUACUUUAUGACUUAUACUGUAUGAACAAAAUGUAAUAUUUAUUUUAUAUAAAUAUAGAAGCAUUUACUUCCUAAUUCUGGAAAUCAUAAGUAUUAUUUCUUAUUAUAUUAUGUUCAUACAGAUUUAAGUUUUUGGAUUCUAUGUGUAUUUCAUAAUCAUGCUAUAUGUAGGUUCCUGCAUCUUAGUGUAUUUUUACAACAAUAAUGUUUAUUUUAAAAUAGUCAUAGGUAUAUUUUUUUGUUUUUAUUUUAGGAAAAUUAUUUUU
This is a messenger RNA of Homarus americanus (American lobster), 2650 nucleotides long. RefSeq lists its product as uncharacterized. Lineage: Eukaryota; Metazoa; Arthropoda; Malacostraca; Decapoda; Nephropidae. Gene Ontology annotation, molecular function: GTP binding; ATP hydrolysis activity. The record is from RefSeq and is a predicted model, not a curated record. The transcript is spliced from 2 exons. The coding region runs from base 140 to 1822 and encodes 560 amino acids.